Molecule: messenger RNA, 1459 nt
Organism: Zea mays
Lineage: Eukaryota; Viridiplantae; Streptophyta; Magnoliopsida; Poales; Poaceae
Exons: 1
Coding region: 373-1203 (276 amino acids)
Biological process (GO): regulation of secondary shoot formation
Cellular component (GO): nucleus
Molecular function (GO): sequence-specific DNA binding; DNA-binding transcription factor activity
Source: RefSeq, marked predicted
ACAACACCUAAAAGCUUCACUACUCUCACAUCUUUCUGCUUCCUGUCCAGUGUCCACACACACACCGGACCCUUUCGCCAUCUCUAACUUUUUCAUCGAUCGAUCUGUUUUUUUCGACCUUGGCUUUCCUUCCCCCUUUUAAGCUUUGAUGCACACACACACCACACGCAGUCGUAAUGGACAGGCUCCACCUCUUGAUGUGAAGAUCUGUUGCAUUUCCAGUCUAGCUAGCAGUCUCGCUCACAUGUGGGAGGAACGCAUCCAGCAAGCGAAGAAGAUGAUGAAGAAGCAGUAACAGCGGCAGUACCACUAGAACUAGCUAGAUCUCCUCUCUUACUAGCUAGAAGCUUGUACAAACAGUGCACCACACAGAUGUUGCCGUACCCUAACAACCCUCACCAUUUCGGCGUCUCCCAAGAACUCCCACACCCAAACCCUACGGCCGGCUUCCCCAUGCCUCCACCGGGCGCGCAUCUGGAUCAGCGCUACUACGUGGACCAUCACUUCUUUCCCGGCCACGGUCACUGCUUCAACUCCGAGACUCUGGAGGCGGUGCUGAGGCCGGCGCGCGCUGCCCCAGAGUGCGACGAGGCCCUAGUAGUCACGGCGCCGCAGGCGGGUGGAAGAAGAAACGGUAGUCUGCCUGCCGCCGCCGCCGCCGGCCAGGGCCAGGGCCAGGGCCACGCCCGAGCGCGGAAGCGCCCGUUCCGGACGGACCGGCACAGCAAGAUCCGGACGGCGCAGGGCGUGCGCGACCGCCGGAUGCGGCUGUCCCUCGACGUCGCCCGCGACUUCUUCGCUCUGCAGGACCGGCUCGGCUUCGAUAAGGCCAGCAAGACGGUGGACUGGCUGCUCACCCAGUCCAAGCCGGCCAUCGAGCGGCUCGCCGCCGCCACCGAGCCCUCCCACCAGCGGAGCGACGACGCAGCUUUCUCACCCCCAACGUCAGGGGUGGCUGAUGUGUCAGCUGGUAAUAAGAGCGGAGGAGUUGCCGAGAAGUUGGGCCGCUCCAGAAGUGGGGGAUCCGCGUCCAUGGAGAUGGAGCGCGCCUGCGGGCUGGACCGCCUCGUGUCGGCCGCACCAGUGCUUCGUGAGUACUACUACGGCCUCAGCGAGAUGAUGAGCAACGACAACGGAGGAGAUGGCGACGACGACGGUGAGUACGAGGAAGACGGUGAUUUCCUGGACGGUAUGCAAUAUUAGUAUGGUACUACUAGUAGUAGCUUGCAUGGUUAAUUUCUACGUACCUAGUACACUAGUACCUCCAGUCCAGCUGCUGGCAGCUUACCUAGCUAGCUAGCUCUUUAUCUGGCAAUGCAAGCACUUCUUCACUAUCCUUAGUUCCUAGCUAGUAACUAGUAGUAUGCAUGUGUACUCCUUCCUUUAAGUUAAUGCUACUGGCAAAUGCUGUGUCAGAUGUUACUGAUCUUGUGCUUUGACGUUACUAAUCUAUCUUUUU